AUGAACGGUAGGCUGGACUCGCCGUGUGAAAUCUUAGACUGUACUAACAACGGUGUGUGUAUGGAAGUAAUGUCGACAAACGGAAGUGAUUACCACGCGUCCUGUAAGUGUAGUGAGCGAUACACCGGAAGUAGGUGUCAAUAUAAUGUUGUCUUGAAAUAUCAUUUAACGACAUCUAAUUCAGUCAAGCUAGAGAUAUUACGAGGACAAUCAAACGACAGUAAACACAAUUUCGUGGAGACGUCAGACAAUGGAUCAAGAUUCACUGUUCUCUAUUGGACUAACUUUUCCACGUUUGCUUGUACAAUGGCCUCAAAUGUAAAGUUCGGGCCAACGACAAUCGGAAAUUUGGAGCCAGACACGAGAUAUACGUUUUGUGCAGUUUCCGGUAUUACCGAGUUCUGUCAUCACUACAACAUGGAUGACGGUAUACCUGUCAAUUGUGUGUUUAUUACAACAUCCGGUCCUUCACACGAUAACGGUAGUCCUGUUUAUAUAGCACCGCUGGUGUUGUGUUUACUCUUUGUUAUAGGGUUGUGCAUAUUUUUGGCAGUGGUUAUCAAAAGGAAGUAUAUACAGUGUUUAUACAAAUAUCACCCUUGUUUGUCGUCAAAGGCAAAAAGUGAUACGACCGUCCUGUAUAUGGGAGUAGGGAACAGACGGAAGGGAAAUUACUCUAAUAAACACUUGAUGCCUCUACCUGAACGCCCCCCACCUGACAUUGUGUUACAUCCGCCGUCCAGUCCGGGUCGGCCGCAACAUAAACUCGCACAAUCCACGCGCGGCUACACGUCCACGUUUUCAGCCAAGAACGAAUCGGCCAUCCCACUGACCACGGUCAUUGAGUAUGGGCCUACCGGCGACGCGACCACUGCCUCUGAGAGCCGCUUCAGUGGAAAUAAUUUAUGUUCUGCAGAAACUAGUCUUAUCAUCCACUCUGUUGACACCGAGAGCUAA
This is a messenger RNA of Ylistrum balloti, 957 nucleotides long. RefSeq lists its product as uncharacterized. The record is from RefSeq and is a predicted model, not a curated record. The transcript has 2 exons. Lineage: Eukaryota; Metazoa; Mollusca; Bivalvia; Pectinida; Pectinidae. Bases 1 to 957 code for a protein of 318 amino acids.